CAAUACACAGUACAGUUUGUGGAAGAAAAAAAGCAAAGCAGUGGCUUAAAUACAAUAAAAUUUAAGAUUACUGCUAAUGUUUUGUCAAAAAUUGUAAAAUAGUUCAAACAAAUAAUAAUAAGCAUUAAAUUAAACAUUGAAUAUCAAUAAAAAUAAGCUAUGGUUUAUGUGACAACAAAUGGCGCGGCUUCCGACCAGCAUAUGCUGCACAACAUUCCCGAUGCUCCUAACGCUGAAAUAAAACAAGAAGAUGAAUUAAUUAUAGAGGACACGGACAGUGGAAAUAUUCAGUGGUGUUUUAUAAAUACUUUGGAUCUGAACGAAGAUGAUGAUUUCUCAUCGGGUCCUAAACAUACGGCCACUGUGCUCAAUCGUUCCCACGACGAUAUUAUAGAAAUAAGCGACGACGACGUUGAUGGUGAUGAUGACGAUAAUUGUGAAAGAGUAUAUAUUAAUAAUACUCCAAUGCUGGACAUUCAUCCCGACAUUGAGACUAGUGAGAUUGAUAUUAUCAAUGAACCGAUUCAAGAAAUAAGUUUUUGCCUUGAAAGCAAUGAAGACAAUAAAAUGGAAACUUCUUCGCUAUUGGAAAAGGAAGAAACAUUGCCCAGCGAAUCAAUGCCCAAGUGUGAGGAUACAAUCGUAAAAGCUAAGCUAGAAAGUGAUGCCAAGGAAUUUUUGGAUGAAGAAGUUCCGCUGCUGAACAGAAGAAAUAGAAGAAGCCUUGUUCAAACAAAAAUUCCUGGACCCAUAAACAAUGAUUCUGAUAUAGUUGCUGUCGCCAAAGAGCUGUUGGCCCAGAAAUGUAUGAAAAUCAAGUGUAACAUCUGCAGUGAAACUUUUUCAUAUAGUACAUAUACAUGGAUAAAACACAUUAGGGAUAUACACCACGAUAUGCACAUGGAAAUUCUGUCCAAUUAUCGCUUUCAAGAUGGGCAAAAUGCCAUUUGUCGCGUUUGCAAGAUAAAGAUUAGUUGCCAAACAAAUCAUUUAAUUCAUUAUUUUUUCCAUCACUCCAAAGAUGUACCAAAACUUUUUAUGUGUUCAUCUUGCGAUUUGGUGGAAACUUCGGUGUUCGAUUUGAAGAAACAUCAAGCGGUACAUUCUUUGACCACAAAAGACAUCAAACCUGUGACCCCUCUUAAGCUAGUUGCCAACUGUGACAAGGCCAUGAAUGAAUGCCCGAAAUGUGGCAAAGGAUUUAAAAAUAGCGGCUCUUUGGAAUUUCAUUUCUUUUCCUCUCAUCUACGAGAUUUUUGGGCUAAAUUUCAGUACAGCUGUCAUUUGUGCGACAAAGAAGACGCAAGCAAAAACCAUGGAAGCAGUCGAAAAAAUUACUACGAACAUUUAAUAAAUCACCACAAGCUGAACAAUUGGAAAAGGCUUAAAUUUCGAAAGUUUGAUAAUGGUCAUCAUUUGCAGUGCAUUGAAUGUUUACGGAUUUUUACUCAAACCAAUGACAUAAAGAAACUGGUCAGUCAUUAUUUGUGUCAUGAGGCAACUUGCCUUUGGACUUGUCGUUACUGUCGCGGAACUUACCGAUUUCAAGAUUGGCCUUCUUUACAUAUGUGCAAUGCCAUGAAAUAUGCUUUUCAAACCAAGAAACCGCUAAUUAAGCAAGAAUCUAAUGAAGAAAUGAAUAAGACUAUUAAAGAGGAAAAUGUAGAAGAAAACAAAGCCUCUAUUAAAAAAUUACUCAGCUUUGAGGAAUUUGAAGCGUAUAUCUGGCAUGUUUGCCCAUUUUGCAAUGAAAAAUUUAACAAAUUUGAGCAAUGGCGUUUACAUAUACGCGAAAUUCAUCACAUUAAUUCUCUAGAAGGUCUUAACAUGAAUAUUAUUGCAGAUGAAGCCGAAAUGUUGCAGUGUCUGGAAUGUUUUGAAAAAAUUCCUAAAAAUCCAAUAGAAUUACAUAAACAUCGUUUCCAACAUUUGCCGUUCUUACCCUAUAAAUGUCGGCAUUGUCCCAAGUCACUAGAGACAUAUAGCUUGGCUUUCAUUCACGUUUCGCAACAAUGUGUAGAUCCCGCAGCGAAACUUUCUGAUUCUAAAGAUUCGUUCGUACAGAUCCAUGAGGCAAAACUUCCCAAGCCAAGCGUCGAAUAUACUUCUGUAGAAAGUUGUAUUCAUUUUUCGUGUCAUUUUUGCCCAAAUAAGCGUUUUCCUUUAUUUAGCGACAUUUCCAUGCAUUUUUCUACCGUACACGACCAUUUUCGGCAAUAUUUUAGCAAAUGCAGUGCAAAGGAGAACCACAUGGUGUGCAAAAUCUGUCAGGCUGAUGUUAAUUCCAACCGAUCUUGCUAUUUAAUGGAGCAUUAUUUUUCUCAUUUGGAUGAAAAGCCUUUUCGUUGUCGCAAAUGUCAUCGUUCGUAUCCCAGUUAUUCAACAACUUCUAGGCAUGUUAAGGAUUAUCACCAGGAAUGUGUGGCGGUAACAACAAAAGUUGAGAAAUCUAACAAUAAAAUAGAAAGAAAUGAAGACAAUCGAAAUAUCACACCCACUAAAAUAAAGAUUAAAACCGAAAAGGAAGUUUCUCCAUUGAUGCAAGACAGAAAACCUAAUUGCUCCAAAAGCGCUAAACCGGUUGAAACGGAAAAAGGUAACAAGCCAGAUGAGGCGGUAGUAAAGAACGAAAAAACAGAAGGUGAGGUGAGUGCAGAACUAGAAUUGGAAUCCGAAUUUUCAUUCUUUGAUUAUCGAGCAAAAUUGUAUAAAAAAUAUUCAAAAUUCAUUACUUUUGCUUGUCCCGAGUGUAAUGCGUCCUUUUCGACUAUGACUCGAUGGGAAAUACACAUUCGAAUACAGCACAGUUUUUUCGAUACAAAGAACUUUUUCACAAGUGAUCCCAAAUCAGGAGAUCUUAAAUGUAUAGAAUGUAACACCACUCAUCCAGACAAAGCGUCCGCUCAAAGACGUCACAUUCUAUCACACUUGGCGCAUACCUCUUUUGUAUGUGCCCUAUGUCCAUCCCGUUUUACUCAACUCAAUACACUGUAUCGUCAUUUGGAACGUGUACACUUUGCUACGGCCAGGCUUAAAUGUCCACUAUGUCCAAAAAUAUCAAAUACUCCCUACGCCAGAUCGGAGCACAUGAAAGCAUCCCACUCAUCCAAGGAUUGGCCUGAAAGUGUAUGUUUAAUGUGUUUUAAUACCGUUGAAAAUAUGGACUAUCACAUAAAAAUGCAUCAUGCAAAUCGCACAAAACUGACGGUAUGUAAAAUUUGUGGUUUGUCAUUCAAGCAAAAACUGGAAGAACAUAUGAAAACAAAACACAAAAAGCAUCGGAGGAAGACUACUACUAAACAGCAAGAACAGAAGGAAAAUGCCACAACAUCGACAGUUUCGACAACAGUAACUGGUAAAAAACGUCCAUCCUCGUUACAAGAGGCCAACAAAAGCAAUUCGAAAAGACAAUGUUUAUCAAAUGAUUUGAAAGUUAAUUCUUCUACCAGCAAAUUAAACAAAAAUUGACAAAUAGUAUUCGUAUGUAUGUGUGUGUAGUAGGAUAUUGAUUCUACAAUGUAGUUACAUAAAUUUUCUGAAGAUAUGACAAUUGUAUUGUUUACUUGUAUUUGAACCAUUGUUUACCCACUAAAAUUGCUAGGGAUAUAUGUUUGUAUCUAUUAAAAAUAAAUAUAAUAAUGUAUAAAAAUAAACUUA
Musca domestica (house fly) is the source of this 3657-nucleotide messenger RNA. RefSeq names its product zinc finger protein 91. Gene Ontology annotation, cellular component: nucleus. The transcript has a single exon. NCBI's taxonomy places the organism in Eukaryota, Metazoa, Arthropoda, Insecta, Diptera, Muscidae. Gene Ontology annotation, biological process: regulation of transcription by RNA polymerase II. Bases 160 to 3468 code for a protein of 1102 amino acids. Gene Ontology annotation, molecular function: DNA-binding transcription factor activity, RNA polymerase II-specific; sequence-specific DNA binding. The record is from RefSeq and is a predicted model, not a curated record.